Molecule: messenger RNA, 1591 nt
Organism: Periconia digitata
Lineage: Eukaryota; Fungi; Ascomycota; Dothideomycetes; Pleosporales; Periconiaceae
Source: the annotation of a GenBank genome assembly
CCUGCCGUUCAUUUCACCGUGACGCUCGCUCCCUAUCUAAAAGUCUCGCCGCCGCCUGCUUCCCCUUUCGCCCUGUUCGUAUUUCAAUCCAUCGCCCAGUCGGUCAGUCAACCAACACUCUCCACUACCUCAAGUGUCCUGUCCUCCCCUUCUCUCCUGUGCGCGCACUCUCCUGUCGUCGCCGCUGUUCCACGCCGCCGCCGCCUGCGCCUGUACGUUGUUCCUUGCCGUGCAUUCUCUGUGCGAUCCAGCCACCUCUCAAUUUCUGACGCCGUUCCAGCAUCGGUCCCUACGCUCCCUUUCGACCGCCGCCCACUUCGUCGUUCCUCACCCAGUCGCUCUUUGAACUCCUCAUACUCCUCACCUCUCAGCAAUCAUGUCUGACGAGAAGGCCCGCUCCUCCGUGGACGCUGCCCGCGAUCCCGCCCAGCCCGUACUUCCCACCGUGAACCCCAACGCUGAGAAGAGCCAGGCCAAGGAGGCUGCCAGUUUCCACCCAUCUGUGUACAUUGCAAUCUGGAUCAGUCUUAGUUCCAGUGUCAUUGUCUUCAACAAGUACAUCCUCUCCAAGGACAAACUCAACUUCCAGUUCCCCAUCUUCUUGACAACAUGGCAUCUUAUCUUCGCGACCGUCAUGACCCAGAUCCUUGCCCGCUUCACCACCAUCCUCGACUCGCGCAAGAAGGUGCCCAUGACUGGCCGUGUCUACCUCCGCGCUAUUGUGCCCAUCGGUGUCUUCUUCUCCAUGAGUUUGAUCUGCGGUAACCAAGCAUAUCUCUACCUGAGUGUGGCUUUCAUCCAGAUGCUCAAGGCCACGAUGCCCGUCGCUGUCCUUUUGACCACUUGGGGCUUGGGAGUUCACCCGCCCAACCUGAAGACUCUCGGAAAUGUCUCGUUCAUCGUCGUUGGUGUCGUCAUCGCUUCCUUUGGCGAAAUUCAAUUCGUCUUGACUGGUUUCCUCUGGCAGGCAGGUGGCAUUGUUUUCGAAGCCAUCCGUCUGACCAUGGUGGAGCGCCUUCUCAGCGGCGGUGAAUUCAAGAUGGAUCCCCUCGUUUCCCUAUACUACUAUGCCCCGGCCUGUGCCAUCAUGAACGGCUUGGUCUUCUUGUUCACCGAAUUCUCCGUCAUCACCUCCGAGGAUGUUAGCCGUGUCGGUGGUUUGACACUACUGUGCAAUGCUUCUGUGGCUUUCUUGCUCAAUGUCUCCGUUGUCUUUUUGAUUGGCAAGACUUCGUCGCUUGUUCUCACCCUUUCCGGUGUACUCAAGGAUAUUCUUCUCGUCUUCGCUUCCAUGAUGAUCUUCCACGACCCUGUCAGCCUGCUCCAGGCUUUCGGUUACAGCAUUGCUCUCGGUGGCCUUGUCUACUACAAGCUCGGUGCUGAGAAGCUCAAGGAAUAUCUUGCUGGCGGUUCCAGGGCUUGGGCCGAGUUUGGCCAGACACGCCCUGCUGCACGCAAACUCAUGGUCUUCGCCGCUCUCUGCAUUGCCUUCUUCUUCGUCUUGGGUUCUCUUGGUCCCAAAUAUGCUCCUGAUCAGGCAGACAAGCUCUACAACAACAUUGGCAACAUGAUGGGCGAGAAGGGAGUUUGA